Frankliniella occidentalis (western flower thrips) is the source of this 1357-nucleotide messenger RNA. RefSeq names its product nucleolar protein 16. NCBI's taxonomy places the organism in Eukaryota, Metazoa, Arthropoda, Insecta, Thysanoptera, Thripidae. The transcript is spliced from 4 exons. Gene Ontology annotation, biological process: ribosomal large subunit biogenesis. The coding region runs from base 97 to 645 and encodes 182 amino acids. Gene Ontology annotation, cellular component: nucleolus. The record is from RefSeq and is a predicted model, not a curated record.
CUGGUUGUUGAUGAUGAAAGUGGAUUUAAGACCUUUCGGCCGCGUGUUGACUUGGUUAGUUUUCUACUCGGAGUUUGUGACUUUCCUCUCAGAAUAAUGGGAAAAACCAAGAGACAACGGAAAAACAAAAAGUUUAGGUAUAAUGUUAAUCGAAAAAGGUUGGGAAAAACCAGAACAAAUACAGGAACUGCAGCCGUUGGUGUUCCAAUUGUGAAGAAAGCUUGGGAUGAACACAAAUCAAUUAAGGAAAAUCUCACCAGCAUGGGAUUAUCAUAUGAUCCUAAUUCUACUCUCAAAAUACCAACCCCCAAGGAGCUUUUGGAGCCGUUUUUAACCGAAGGGAAGAAGGAAAACACACCUGAAAUGGCUUUGUCUGUACCGAUAAAGGCCCAUGUAGCUGAAGAAUUAGAAGUGGAAGCAAAAGCACCGAGGGUUAAAAAAUUUGAGUUACCUAAGGGUCAAGUAAUGUAUCUCUCAUACCUAAUUGACAAAUAUGGAGAUGAUUUCAAGGCCAUGUCCAAGGACAGCAAAAACAUCUAUCAAGAGACUUGGAAACAAAUCCGAAACAAAAUUAGAACAUUUCAAAACAUUCCUUCCCAGUGGGAAGCGUACAUGGCUGGUCGUUCCGAUGCUCAGAAGACAUGAUGUGCUUUCCAGUCUUUCUCAAUUUGACAAUUUUUCAAAAAUUAACUCUUGUGUACUGACAAAACUAUCCAUCCAGAGAAUGUGCUCUUUCCAUAGUAGUGAUGAUCUUCAGAUCUUCAGAUCAUCAAUAUUUCACUUGUCUUCUAAACUCUCAUCUGAAAAGAGUACUCUUUUAUGAUUGUCCUAGUGGUUGACUUGCGCAGUCCAGUGUGUGUGUGAGAGAGAGAGGGGGGGCUUUAAGAUAAAUACACGAAUGUUAUGUUUUAAUAUUUUUUUAUUUUUCUUACUGCGAAGUUUAAUUGUAUGGUUAUGUAAAGAAUGAAGAGUCAAAGAAUCCACAUCAAUUAAGAAUUACAUAGUAAUGAGAUCAAAGCAAUUGAUUUUUAUUUAUUUUUUGAAAUGUUUGAUAUAGCAAAUAGAGUUGCAAAAAUAUUAAAUUAUGACGAUAAACUGCUUGAGAUCAUUGCUUAAAUCAGCUGUGGCUCAUAUUUCAACAUGUUAAUCUGUAAGUUAUAAGCCAUGAUGUGAAAUUUGCAACCUUUCAAAUUUAAGGCAAGCAACAAGCAAGUUUUCCUGUGUGUGAAGACUGCUCCUAAAUGUCUUCAGGAUUAUUGUAAUUAAUGAUUAGGAAGAAAGUUUCCUAAAUAUGAAGAAUGUAAAUAAAUAGGUAAGAAUCUAAUAAUUAUAAUUAAAAAAAGAAUUCUAUUUUCUA